AUUCUGAGGGGGCUUGACGCUGCCCGACACGGCCAGGGCGACAGAGGGGCAGCCCGGACAGGCUAGCCAGGCAGGGUGGGACUCCCUCACUGGCCAAAAACCCUCUCAAGGGCAUCGCUGUCGCGCUGGGAGGGCAGGAAUAGGUGUUUUUUGGUCCUUGUUGGCACCAAUCAAGGAGCGUUGGUUUGUCCGAAUGACUUUGUUGAUGUGACCCGUGUUGGCAAGUCCUUGCCAAGGAGCUUGUGUGAAUUUGCGUUUCUCCCUCUUGGAUUCAAAUGUGGAUUGGAUUGCAGACCUGGAGUGUGUCACUUUCAGGCACACAGUAGCUGGAGCGUAUGGACGUGUUUGGUUUCGGGAAGAUGGCAAAGCUGUCAGGCCACAAGAACAAAUCGGCAGGCUGGCCUCCCCCCUCUGGGACGUGGGGCGCCCUGCAGGGCCCCCCGUACGGCUGGGACAUGGGCUCCCUCCGCGAGGGGCGAGACUACUUCAGCCACAGCCAAGUGUCCCAGAGCAGCUCUCUGGAGGAGGUGCGUCUCGACGGACUACAGCUGGUGCCCCCCGCCCCCCGCCUGGUGGAAAUGCGACGAGACCCCGUCCUGGGCUUCGGCUUUGUGGCGGGGAGCGAGAAGCCCGUGGUGGUCCGCUCCGUCACGCCAGGUGGUCCCUCGGAAGGAAAGCUGAUACCAGGGGAUGAAAUCAUCUUGAUUAAUGAUGAGGCUGUCAGCUCAGCUCCCAGGGAACGAGUCAUCGACCUCGUGAGGAAUUGCAAGGAGUCCAUUUUGUUGACUGUUGUCCAGCCGUACCCUAGUCCCAAAUCAGCGUUCAUCAGUGCAGCCAAAAAAGCCAAGCUGAAGUCCAAUCCGGUCAAAGUGCGCUUUGCAGAAGAGGUCAUCAUUAAUGGCCAGGUCCCAAACUCUGUGAAGGACAACUCUCUCCUCUUCAUGACAAACGUUCUGAAGGUGUACCUAGAGAACGGGCAGACCAAGUCGUUCCGAUUCGAUAGCAGCACAUCCAUCAAGGAUGUCAUCAUGACCCUCCAAGAGAAGCUGUCCAUCAAGUGCAUCGAGCACUUCUGUCUGAUGCUGGAGCAGAGGUCGGAAGGCUCGGGGAGCAAGCUGCUACUCCUGCAUGAGCAGGAGAUGCUAACUCAGGUGACACAGAGACCCGGCUCGGAUAAGAUGAAAUGCUUCUUCAGAAUCAGCUUCGUCCCAAAGGACCCCGUGGAUCUGCUACGGAGAGACGCCGUGGCGUUUGAAUACCUCUAUGUUCAGAGCUGCAACGACGUGGUCCUGGAGCGCUUCGGCUCCGAGCUGAAGUACGACGCCGCCCUGCGCCUGGCCGCUCUGCAGAUGUACAUCCUCACCAUGACGAUGCGGCAGACGCAGAAGGUUUCGCUCAAGUACAUCCAGAAAGAGUGGGGCCUGGCCCUUUUCCUUCCCCCUGCCGUGAGGUCCAGCAUGAAGGAGAAAAACAUCAAGAAAGCUCUGACGCACAUCCUCAAAACCAACCAGAAUCUAGUGCCUCCGGGGAAAAAGUUGUCAGCGCUGCAGGCUAAGGUGCACUACUUGAGGUAUCUCAGUGAUCUAAGACUGUACGGAGGGCGAGAGUUCAGAUCGAUACUUCUGCAAGGGGAGAAGCAAACCGAGGUCACCUUGCUGGUGGGGCCCAGGUAUGGCAUCAGUCACGUCAUAAACACCAAGACACACCUGGUGGCUCUGUUGGCUGACUUCAGCCACGUCAACCGCAUCGAGAUCCUCACAGAGGACGACACCAACGUUCGUCUGGAGCUCCACGUCCUCGAUGUCCGGCCUAUCACAUUAAUCAUGGAGUCCAGUGAUGCCAUGAACCUGGCCUGUCUGACAGCAGGAUACUACCGCCUCCUAGUGGACUCUCGACGCUCCAUUUUUAACAUGGUCCAUAGCAACAGCACUGUGGAAGACGACCUAGGCCAGGACAGACUACUGGAGUGGCCAUACAGCACUUCUCUGGGUAACUGUGAGGACCCCAAUGCCCAAGCAGAAUUACUGGAGCCCUACAACCGAGACUCAGUCUACUCCGACAACGGAGGACAGGAGAACAGCAUCUCCUACGUCCCCGACCCCCCCCAGCGGCCUCCCCCCAUGGAGGCGAGGAGAAGCCCCCAUCCUCCGCCUCUGCCGCCCUCCACCCGACACCAACCCCAGGAAUCCCCCCGCAGCGCCAAGGUCUCCUUCAUAUUCGGCGACCCUCCGCUGACCACUGUGAACCCCCAGAACCUGGGCUACGAGCGCCUGACGGAUGAAAGCCCCGAGGUGCCGGAGCACAGGCCCGCGUACUUGCACCACAACAACAACUCGACAGACUUUAGGACCCAGGGCGGGGCGGCCUUCCAGUACACGGGAAGCCCCCACGUGGUCUACAGCAACAUCGGCGCCCCCGACUGCGUGGAGGAGCCGCUGCUCCGCGACCUGUGCUACGCCGACACGACGGACGACGCCGAGGACGAGGACGACGCCAGCUGCGAGGAGGACUCGUCCGCGGCCGGGGGGGAGGGGCACGCCCCCGGGGGCGGGGCCGCGGCGGCCGGCAAGGCCACGUUCAUCGCCCUCUCCGGCUCCACCGACGACAUCAUCGACUUGACCUCGCUCCCUCCGCCGGAGGGCGAGGACGACGAGGAGGACGACGACACCCUGCUCCACUCCUUAAACCUGGCCAUCGCGGCUCCGCCCCAGGGCUUCAGGGACAGCUCGGACGAGGAGAGCCCGGAGGGGCGCCCUCUGAGCACGCUGGACAACGACGACAUCCCCGUGUCGCUGAUCGACGCCGUGCCCACCCGCGGGGAGAGCAGCGGGGAGAGGAGGCUGGACAACGCCGUGGUCAACACCCUGCAGGCGCUGGAGGCCCUGGCCGUGUCUGAGGACAGGCCUCGUCCACGACCCUCCAGCCACCCAGGUGUAUUGAUAUCUCGAGCCUUCAGUCCUGAAUCUUCUUCUGACUCAGGCAAUGAGACCAACUCCUCCGAGAUGACGGAGACCUCGGAGCAGGCGGCCCUCCACAAGCUCAACGAGACCACCGUGCGGCUGAUGAUGGCCACCCGGGACGGCUACCAGCCUCUGAUCGAGGAGCAGACCGAUUUCCCCACUUCGCCCAGGUCGGCAGGCGCCACCCAAAAGAAGCCCCACAGUCCCUCUCGACCCCGGGACGGAGGGCCACGGUCGUCCCCCGUGCCUCCUAGACCCGCCUCCCAAACGGACAUGCAGGUGGGCACCGACGGCACGGAGCCACGCUUGAACCCCGCUUCCAUCAAACGGCCCAACUCCGUGGCAGGUAAGCGCCCCAGGAAGUCGUCCGACUCCUCCAACGGGAAGUUCAACACGUUCAGCACGAGAGAGGGCCACAGGGGCGGCGGCCACCUUGACGAGGAGCGCACUUCCGUGUGUGAGACCGUUCAGAGGAGACCUCCCCCUCCUCUUCGGGACAACUCCAUGGCGGAAAGCCUCGGCUCGAACAGUGUGCCGAGGGGCCAUCGCAGCCUGCCCCGCCCUCCACCCCCCGCUGACCGCAGAGAGCCGGCGGAGCUGAGCGAGGCGACCGGUGGCGACGGCGCCUCGGCUCUGGGACGCGAGGAGGAGCACCCGAUGGCACCUCCUUUACCGUCUCCCACCAGGAAGCAGCGGGACCCCGGGCAGACGGAGCUGCCGGGAGAGCAGCCCCAGGCCAGGCAGGGCGUGGCCCGGCUGUGUGAGUACCACCUGGCCAAGAGAAUCUCCACCCUGCACAGCGAAGGCCACGGCUCCCUGCAGAGCUCGCUGUGUUCCUCUCUGGAUGCAGGCUGCAGCCCGGGGCACAGUGCCUGUCCCACCCCCACCGACUCCCCCCUCAUAGUCCCUGACGGAAAGCACCCUCUAUCCAGCUCCUCCACCUCCCUCCUCAGGGUCCUCAGCUACGAGGACAAGGCCCCACACGGCAUUCCCGGCCAAAACCCCCAGGGCAGGGACCUCCACCCCCACGCGGACCCCGCCCUCCUACGGAAGAUGCUGCCCAACAUUCACCCUCCGGGGUCAGAGCCCAGCAGAGAGGACUCCGUCCGGAACCUCAAGAUGAAAGAAACCACAGGUACUGCUAGAAGGAGUAACCUUCACAAUGAUCUGCAUGCCAAGCCAGCCUGUUUAAGGGGUGUAAACCAAAAGGAGGGGAGCGAAGCGUAUAGGCAGUUGAUUAACUACCUGACAGUAAGCCAGAUGCACCAAGGGGGCCAGUUGCACAGUGCAGGCAUGGGAGGCGGGGGGGUGAAAAAAGACUCGAGGAAGUUCAUUACCAGUAACCCCCAGCUGAUAGAGAUGGUCAGAAAUAAAGGGAACACCAUUGCCCGAUGUCCCUGCAUGCCCCCCUCGUCCUCCCCCUUCCUCAGCCCUAAUCUAGGGAACCCCAAUCCCAAUACAGCCGCCCUACAGCGGGCUAGCAAAAGCCCCCGGCCGUACCACUCUGCCACCCUGCCUGCCAAGCUGAAGAACAGUCCUGACUUGCAUGCUCAGAGACCGACCAACAGUCUUGAAGUGAGGCACAAUAGCGCCGAGAGGAGGAGCUCCUUUUCCGGCAUGGAGAGCGAGUUAGAGAGGGCCGUCGAUCCCGAGCGCUUCCUGUCCUUGUGUAAGAGGGACGGCGUCCGCGAGGGGGGCGUCAGCCGCCUCCCCCCCAGAGCGCGGAGUGUCAUGUCCCAGGUCAGCAACCCAGAGGACUGGCUAAAGUCUGACUGCAGGACGAAGCAUGCCGUCCGGCAGGCUCUUAAUGAUUCUCUCUGUUUCUCUACCGCCCCUAGUGUAGCUCGCACUGAGCCGCUGGGAACGACACUGGGAGCGGGGGACCACCCAUCGGCUUUUACUAGGCAGGCUAGAACCUGCGUCGCGGCCACCGCAAACCUAGCCCCUCCGCCACCUCCCCCUCCUCCUCCUCCCCCUCCGCCACCUCUGCCAAUGCAAGCAAACAUGAGCUCCAGAAAUUGCAUCGUGCCAAAGCAGGAGUCCACCGCGCAGUACAGACAGAACCACAUCCAGGCCGUCAACCCCGCCUUCCGUCAGGGCGAGUCCCGCCCCAAUAGCCUCCAGCGGGGCAGGGAGCUCAGGCGCAGCUCCAGCAGUGUGACCGCCGGCUCUGGGAGUGUGGAGGUUCUCUUUGACAAAUCCCGGACCGGAAGCCAGCAGCAGAUAUCAUCCCAGCAGCAGGGCGAGUCCAAACUGCAGAGGAGGCCCACGAGAAAGAGGCUGUCUAAGAGCUACUCCCAGGGCUCCGUGGCCUCCCACACCACCUGCUGGUCUGCUGGGACCAGGGACAGCAGGAGGGCCUCAGUGGUGUUCCCCCUGCACAAAGACACCAAACACCUGAAGGCCUCCCAGAAGCUGGACACCAGCCCCUGGAGGUGCAACGGACCCUUUAGCUACUGCUUCUUCAAGCGAAAGAGCCAGGCGGAGGAGGACGAGGUCGAGGUCGAGGUGGAGAGGCCCAGGCGCUGUCGCGGCGAGCUGGAUGAGUCGCCGUCUCCCUGCGGCCCGGGCCCGGGCGGCUCGGCCCUGGACGCCGCCGGCGACCAGCUGUACGGGGAGGUCCUCGACAACAUGAGCUUCAGCGACCGCCUGGCGCGCAUCAAUGCCCUCAAGGACCACAUGUACGUCUAUCCGUCCGGAUUCGCAGAGGUGCGCCGGGACGCCAGCGAGCUCAUAGCCCUGGUGCGCUCCAGCGUCGGAAGGGGGGACCGGGGCAUCCAGAUGCCCCAGGUCUCGGACCUGUCCCAGUACAAGCAGCUGCUCUCCAUCGAGUCCAAGGAGCUGGGCCGUGCGUGCCGGAGGAUGUCCCAGGCCCACGGAAGCCCCGAGGACAUGCUGCUGGCGGUCACCUGCAGCUUCCAGGUGCUGUGCUGCCUGUCGGAGGCCUGCAUGUGCCUGGUCAGGGGCCUCGGCCCAGCAGCUUCCCAGCAGCAGAGGGAGGUGGUGGCCAAGGUGGACGAGGUGGUCAUGAACUACAUCUGUCUGCUGCGCGCAGCCGAGGCUGCAGCCAUAGGAGCCCCCGGGGAACACAGUGUCAAAGCCCUGGUCCGUCACUCCAGUACCAUGGCGGCCAUAGCCAACGCGCUCACCCGCUCCCUCAAAACGCUGCUUAACAAGUAAACGCGUCUGUGCUGUAUGCAUCGAUUCGUGUCGAGCUCAUUUGCUAAGCCAUCCAGUUUCAGAACUUUGUGAUAUUACUACGACAUCCUUCUUCCUGUGCAUAACUUACUCUAUAUGUAUAAAAUGUACAUACACUCCCUAAAUAUAGACAUUUCAAGAGGUCAUUUAGUAGGCAGGCAUCUGAUCUACUUUAUUUACUCUUUGAAAUGUUAUUUAUGAUAUAGAGUAAGUUCAAACGCUGAGAGGUUUGAUCAAUACUAUUGAUCAAGCAUCAAACUGACACGCUCUUACUGUAUUUUUAUUUCGUUUUUUGUGUCUUUUUUUGUCUUUUUUUUUACAAAUAGAGAGGGCAUAAAACAGUAUAUAGUGAAAAGGAUUCUAAAAUAUAAGUCAAUAUCCAAGAGCAUUUAAACAGUUUGCAGUUUACAGUUUAAUCUUUAAGUUAUUUAAUUAUGUGUUUAGAUUUGGACUCCAUGUUGUCCCUAUCUAUUAUGUACACUAUGUAAAAGAAUACAUUUGUUCCUUUGACUACAAUAUUAAAUGCCACUAAAUAUUUUUUUCAGCGUUCCUCAACCUAU
Osmerus eperlanus (European smelt) is the source of this 6718-nucleotide messenger RNA. RefSeq names its product FERM and PDZ domain-containing protein 4-like. Gene Ontology annotation, molecular function: protein binding. The record is from RefSeq and is a predicted model, not a curated record. The transcript is spliced from 16 exons. NCBI's taxonomy places the organism in Eukaryota, Metazoa, Chordata, Actinopteri, Osmeriformes, Osmeridae. Bases 336 to 6140 code for a protein of 1934 amino acids. Gene Ontology annotation, cellular component: cytoskeleton.